CGCGCUGAAUGCUGGGAUUCUGCGGGAACGGGCAGAUUGGCAGAUCGCACAACGCCAUCUUUAAACCCCACAAGAGGCCAGCUACAGUUGUGCACUGGGAUGAAAAACACUAUUCCUAUAGUGGGAUAUAAGUUCGUGUCGUGGAGAUUUUGUGCUUAUUUCAUGGCUAAGUAAUUUUUAAGGAACUGUCCGAUGGGACUGUGAAGAUACGGUCACGGGACACCGCGAGAGCCUUAAGAUGUUGUUAUCAUAGGAAGACAACAACAAUAGACGGAAAGACCACAACAACGGACUAACUCGCUAGCAUCUUGCCGAGCACUGCAAUGUUUUCAAAUGCUAACUGUGAGCUAGCUAACGUUAGCUACUUCAUUAGCAAAUCUGUCCGGUGAAAUUUGACCAGGCGCUGUUUGUAGCUGGCACUGGGCAUCCAGCUGCAUCUACUGGGACAGUCCGUCGUAUAUUUGCCACUUUUUGUGCCAAAAUUCGUGGUGUGGCUUUAGCUAGCUAAAAGCAAAGUCCCGACUUCUCCCCUCCCCAGCGGCCCAGCCGGAGAUGCGUGGAAGAUGUCGGUGUCGGGGCUAAAGGCCGAACUGAAGUUUUUGGAGUCCAUUUUUGAUCCAAACCACGAACGUUUCAGGAUCAUUGACUGGAAGCCCGACGAGCUGAGCUGCCAGUUUAAUGUAACUGGGGAAAAGCUGUUAAUCAUACACUGUAAUAUAACGGAAUCUUAUCCAUCUACGCCGCCAAUAUGGUUUGUGGACUCUGAUGACCCGAGCUUGGCGCAAGUUUUGGAGAGACUGGAAGAUGUGAGAAAAGGCAGCACCCUGCUUUUGCAGCAAUUGAAAAAACUCAUUUGUGACCUUUGUCGGUUGUACAACCUUCCCCAACAUCCUGAUGUGGAGAUGUUGGAUCAGCCCCUGCCUGCAGGUCCUGUGGGACAAGACCGAAAGCAUGGGACAGAAGAGGUCACAUCUGAAGAAGAGGAGGAAGAAGAGAUGGGCGAGGACAUAGAGGACUUGGACCACUAUGAAAUGAAAGAGGAGGAGCCUGUGGAUGGGAAGAAAUCUGAGGAUGAUGGCAUUGAAAAGGAGAAUCUGGCCAUUCUAGAGAAGAUCCGAAAGAACCAGAGGCAGGAUCACUUGAAUGGAGCUGUGUCUGGUUCAGUGCAAGCCUCUGACCGCCUGAUGAAGGAGCUUAGAGAGAUCUACAGGUCUCAGAGUUACAAAACAGGGAUCUAUUCAGUCGAGCUUGUUAACGACAGCCUGUAUGAAUGGCACGUCAAACUAAGGACUGUGGAUCCAGACAGCCCCUUACAUAGUGACUUACAAGUCUUAAAGGAAAAGGAAGGAAUGGAUUACAUUUUACUAAACUUCUCAUAUAAAGAUAAUUUCCCCUUUGAUCCACCAUUUGUCCGCGUAGUUUCUCCUGUGCUUUCUGGAGGCUAUGUUCUUGGAGGAGGUGCCCUGUGCAUGGAACUUCUCACUAAACAGGGUUGGAGCAGUGCCUAUUCCAUUGAGUCUGUCAUCAUGCAGAUCAAUGCCACUUUAGUCAAAGGAAAAGCCAGAGUGCAAUUUGGAGCCAACAAAAACCAGUACAAUCUUGCCAGAGCACAGCAGUCCUACAAAUCCUUGGUUCAGAUCCAUGAAAAGAACGGCUGGUACACACCCCCAAAGGAGGAUGGUUAAAAAGACCCGUCUCUUUCCUGCAUUGGGACCACAUCUUAGAUUCUUUUCUUUUCUUUUUUUUUGCGCAAACCAUUUUGUUCUCUAUAUCAAAGUUUGAACUACAAACCAAAUUUCUCAUUCAGUGGCCACCCAGAAACUAGCACAUGAACACGGACACACACACCUGAAAUUUACAUCCAAGCUACUGAAAAGGAUGUCUUCUCUUCAGAUAUUUAUGUCUUUAUUUGUUGUCUGAUACAAUCUCAUUUUUCCAUUGUGACAUUGGCAUCGUGUACUCCAGGAAAUGAUGGACUUAAAAUGCGCAAACCUACCCUUGGGUUUAGGCAUUGAGCAUGCCAAGGUUACUUGCUGGCUGUGAGUUGAAAGGUGUGGCAUGGCUUUAUCCUCUAUCUGUGGCAGUCUGAUGCUCUAGUCACUGGACAUUGCCUAUCUGGCCAGAGACUGGAUCUGAGAGCGGCAUGUGACAUUCCCUGACAUGAUGCUGUGCUGGCUGGGACGGAUGUUUAAAAUGCCGGUGGUGGGAAGAACCAUCGCCUUUUCUCUCCAUGGACAGCCUGUGUAAUAUUGUGCUCGUGUGUUAUCUUUGUAAUGCCAAGAUCCUUCCUCUGGAAUAACAUGCUUCUGAGGCUAGCUUGCUUUCAAACCUCUUCUAUUUUAAAGCUUGAAGCCCUGAAGUGGGGAGGAAGAUAAGGAGACUUAUGCAGCUUGGACGGCACAGCCCGUACUGAACGGCAUUCUGCUGAGUUCUGAAGGUGGAGACCACUGUCAUCAUGACAACCAGCAGCUGGCCCACUCCCUGAAGGAGAGCUUUGGUGUGCGGUUGGGCAGGCAGCACAAUAAACAUGACCAGGCAAAGCAAGGCCAUGUUUGGAUUGGAUCACACUGUAAUGUGGUUGAUUUGAACUCCACAUGUAAACAUGUAAAUUUGUAUUUCUGCAGAAGGAUUUAAUUGUUUAUAUGGUAACCUUGUCUGGGUCUUUGGCUGGGCGGAGACUGUAUUACUGUAUACCCCUGACUUUUAACAGCCAGGGCACUGCAACUUCUCAAGACUCAUGUAGAAUAAGAAAACAUUUACUUCAUGGAUACUCUUGCAGAAGGAAACAAAAGUUCACCAUGUUUAUAUGUAAGCUUAAUGACUACUGCAGUUUUGUUUUUUGUUUUUGUUUGUUUUAUUUUGUUUUUCCUUUUUGAUUUCUAAUUCUCAUGUUACUGGCAACAAUGACAGUACCAUUGCACCUCUUAGCUACAGUUGUUGGAACAAUAAUAGCAUACACACGGGUGUUCCUGGCGCUCCCCAGGUUUGGCUGUUCAUAUCUGAUCACUCAAACCAGAUGAACCUCAGUAAGGCUAUGCAGUGAAGACAGUCUGAUGGAGAUUUGUUGUACUGGUGAAAAUUGAUCUUACAGCAUUAGUGUAGUCACCUGUUUAGUUCUUGUAACUGGGCACUUUGCCACUCCUGCAGUCUUGGGGAAAAAAAAGACCUUUACCUUAACUUUUCUUUGACCUCAUGGCUUUUAUUAUUAUUAUUAAUUUCCCUAAAAAGCAGCUUGAGAUUCAAAUCCACAGCAAUAUUCUAGACCAUUCUGGCUUCCCACUUGGAUAGAUCAACUGGAGUCUGUUCUAGUUUCCAAAUAUUUGCUGAUAAAUAUUAUUUCAGAAUUGCCACAGGAAGGACCCAGCUUGUCCCAUGACCUCUCGGGUUACUAUUCCUAACCACUCUCAGCACUGCUGUACCCCUCAGCGCACUGGGUCUUUGAUGUAAUGUGAAUAAUAUGCAGAAAACUGUGUGGAGCAUUCCAAUUAAUGCAGUUACACGUUUGUUGUGGGUGUUCUAUUGUGUGAUUACUUGCGUUGUUUUGAGUAUAUUGUCCUGAAAACCAGCAUAUAGAAAGCUUAGUUAUGCUAAUCCAUAAGUCAUUCCUCAUUUUGGAGUUAGUUUAGAGUUUCCUCAGUGAUACUAACCUCAGUCACAGUAUCUUCAAAACAGGUCAAGAUGGGUACAAAGCGCACAGCUCACUCACAUUGAGCACACGUCUGACACUUGUUCAGACUAUAACAGGUGUUUUCAUCACAAGAAAAAUGUAAACAUGACUUUGGAUCAUUGGCAUGUUUGUUAGCUGUUAUGAUGCCAUUGAUAAUGUACUAAUCACUUCAUUCUGGUCACGUCAAGCCCACCCCGCGUUCUCUGGAGAAGCAAACUCAGGAAUACAUACUGCACACUCGACUUUGCAAAGGGUUGCUUCAGAAUAUCGUAAUAAAAUAUAAGCUUGAAUGUGGCAGUCUUUUUUGGGGGCCGUUUUAAAAUGCCGCUCCUGUUUUACUGGUAGGCAUUUGCAGUGUGUUCUGCUGUCAAGUUGCACACACUUAGAUUUUCUGAAUGGAAUUGAGGUUGACAGUUAUUAAGCAAGGCUUUUUUUUUUUUUUUGAAUGAUAAGGAUUCGCUCUCACCCUGCGCUUGAUGAUGGGACACAUUUACCCAGUCUCUUUGAUAUUACUGGAUUUAGCAUGUCAGUAUGUCAAUGGGUGUGUCCCCUAGCUACUGAAGGCAAAGAGUGGUUGGAUGGUAAAAAGUAAGACUAGACAUAUCCUUUUCUUUUUUUCCCUAUUAAUUGUUUACUUGUGUCCUCAGUGCACAGGGCAAGUUCAAACUGUGCAUUGUUUAUUGAACCACAUCAGAUACUAUAUGAGACACAUGGACAUCCUACCUGCUUGGAUUCCCAAAAGAAUUAGCAGUUCAGAUUAGAGUGCCAUCAAAGCAGUUGUAAGCAUAUGUCUUUAACCAAACCUUUUAGAAGGAAGAUGUGCUAAUGUCUGUUGAGCACUGGAUGACAGCUCUUCUCACACCAACAAAUGUUUUCUGACUAACAAAACCCUCUGCUUUGGCCAGCAACAUACUGGUCUGCGGUCUGAGCUAGCCUGGUUCUGGGUUGUUUACCUUGCUUCAUUAACUGCGGUGGCUGGGUUAUAAAGUUGUGCACUGUUAGCAUGCUUUGGUUUGGUUUCAUUAUUUUCCAGUGCAAGGGUGAUUUUGACCAUGUAAAGUAAUUUAUAAACUUGC
Molecule: messenger RNA, 4743 nt
Organism: Monopterus albus (swamp eel)
Lineage: Eukaryota; Metazoa; Chordata; Actinopteri; Synbranchiformes; Synbranchidae
Gene: ube2q1
Product: ubiquitin-conjugating enzyme E2Q family member 1
Exons: 13
Coding region: 564-1685 (373 amino acids)
Source: RefSeq, a predicted model, not a curated record